Coregonus sp. 'balchen' is the source of this 1245-nucleotide messenger RNA. NCBI's taxonomy places the organism in Eukaryota, Metazoa, Chordata, Actinopteri, Salmoniformes, Salmonidae. The record is from the annotation of a GenBank genome assembly.
AUGCCAGUCAGGGGAGCUCUCUCACUUCCCUUCCUGCUCCUCCUGAGCCCCAGCCCGAGCCUAGGGGAAGACACAGGUUAUAACCUAAGAUGUUCCAAACAGCUGUUACCAUGCUAAUGAGAAAAUCUGUUGGAAAACUCGUCUUCAGUUAUAAUGACUCUAUUUAAUUGUCAUUGUCAAAGAGAGGGAAAUUAGUUCUCAUCACACAUAGAGUACUUUCUAAUUGGUAGCAAGUUAUACCCCUACCUGACAUGAUGAUAAUUAGCACUAGAUUUACUCAAAUCUGUUCCUGUAAUGACAUACCUGUAGGCUUUGUCGCAAUGGUUAUAUCAUAGCAUAGCAUUAAUGCACCAUGCACCCCCCUAUGCACUCCAACGCACCUCCACAGUGGCCAAGGACAUGGGUGUUCACCAACUGGGUCGUCUGGUGGAGCUGCUGACCUCCAGGGAGUGUGAGAACCACCUCUCUGCCCUGUCCCACCCAAAACAUCUUCCAGCAGCUGGACCAUCUCUCACUGGAGAACAACCAACUGGACCUCCAGAAGAGAGUCAAGACAGACACUAGUACAGCAACGCUGACAGUACAUCACAACGAAUAGCUCAGCUGUCUGCACCAUACAUUUACUGUAGUUAGAGUCUUAGAGCAAUGCAGCAAUCAAAGGGCGUAGCUAUCUGUCCAUAUCUGUAUUGAGGAAUGUACUUACUACGACUGUGAUAGGUGGUUGUCUCACCUAGUUAUCUUAAGAUGAAUGCACUAACUGUAAGUCACUCUGGAUAAGAGCAUCUGCUAAAUUACUAAAAUGUAAAUGUAAAAUGUAGCUGAAUACACAACAUGCUCUGCUCUAACCCAACACUAAUAUGGGUUUAUCAUAAAGUGAGGCACUCAAUGAGAUUGUUGUUUAUCCCAGUCUGUGAGGACUCAGAGGAGAGUGAGCUGUCUGUUCCUCCUGUGUCCUGCUCUGUUUGCCUGUUCCUAGUUAGCUGCAGCAGCGUGGCUGGGCCUGCUGUCUGACAGCCAUAUUCUGUGUGUUUACCAGAGAGGGACAGUGAGGCUCAGUGCCGGACAACUCUGACAGACUUGCUGCUGAAGGACGGAGAACAGACAUACUACGACAGGCUGUCUCGUGCCCUGCAACACGUCGGACGGACAGACAUCGCCAUAGGUCAGACACAGACGGACGGACGGAUUGACAGACAGUCAUGCCAGUCAGGGGAUACAAACACAGAACUAAUGAUGUCUCAUUGA